Molecule: messenger RNA, 1080 nt
Organism: Verticillium alfalfae VaMs.102
Lineage: Eukaryota; Fungi; Ascomycota; Sordariomycetes; Glomerellales; Plectosphaerellaceae
Product: aryl-alcohol dehydrogenase
Exons: 2
Coding region: 1-1080 (359 amino acids)
Source: RefSeq, a predicted model, not a curated record
AUGACGAGCAUGUUCCAGCCCGCACCGGAGCCCGCGACCGAGCUCGGUCGCUACCGCGUCCUCUCGAGCACGGCCGGCGUCCGCGUUUCCCCCCUGUGCCUCGGCGCCAUGUCGAUCGGCGAGGCAUGGAGCGAGAACAUGGGCUCCAUGGACAAGGAGCAGUCCUUCAAGCUCCUUGACGCCUUCCACGAUGCCGGCGGCAACUUCAUCGACACAGCCAACAACUACCAGAACGAGGACUCGGAAACGUUCAUCGGCUCCUGGAUGAAGGAGCGCGACAACCGCGACCUCAUGUUCAUCGCCACCAAGUUCACCACCGACUACCGCUCAUGGGCGCUCGGCAAGGGCAAGACGGUCAACUUUAGCGGCAACCACAAGAAGUCGCUGCACAUGUCGGUGCGCGACUCGCUGCGCAAGCUGCAGACAGACUACAUUGACCUCCUGGCAAGGUCCCUCUACCUCGGCGCCUCGGACACGCCGGCCUGGGUCGUGUCGGCCGCCAACACAUACGCGCGCGCCCACGGCAAGACGCCCUUCUCCAUCUACCAGGGCAGGUGGAAUGUACUGCUGCGCGACUUUGAGCGCGACAUCAUCCCCAUGGCCCACCACUUUGGCAUGGCCCUCUGCCCGUGGGACGUCCUGGGCGGCGGCAAGUUCCAAAGCAAGAAGCAGAUCGAUGCGCGCGCCAAGGCUGGUGAGGGCUUGCGUAGCUUCUUUGGCGCCGAGCAGACGGACAUUGAGCGUCGGAUCAGCGAGGCACUCGAAGAGGUGGCUACGGAGCAUAGCACCGAGUCCGUCCAGGCGAUUGCGCUCGCGUACGUAUUGCAGAAGACGAGACAUGUCUUCCCCAUGAUUGGCGGCAGGAAGGUUGAGCACUUGAAGGACAACAUCACAGCUCUCAGUAUUCGCUUGACCGAUGAACAGAUUGCCAAGCUGGAAAGCGUCAAAGAAUUCGAGCUCGGCUUCCCUUCAAACAUGAUCGGCCAGGACGCAAGAGAGACUGGUGUGGCGCCUAUGCUCGUUGGUGCCGUUGCGCCCAUGGCAUGGGAGCAAGCCCCGAAGCCAAUCUCAAAGGCUUGA